This is a messenger RNA of Stylonychia lemnae, 2976 nucleotides long. Lineage: Eukaryota; Ciliophora; Spirotrichea; Sporadotrichida; Oxytrichidae. The record is from the annotation of a GenBank genome assembly.
AUGCAAGUGAGAUUCAGACUAGGUACUGCAAACACUAAAUUCGGAGAGUCAGUUCAUGUAACUGGAAAUAUUCCAUAGCUUUCAAAUUGGAAUGCAAAAUAAGCACCAUUAAUGAGCACUGAUGCUUCCAGAUACCCUUAAUGGGAUAGCAUGAGCUCGAUAAUAUUGAAUGAUGAAUAAGCAUUAAGCCCAUUUGAAUACAAGUACAUCAUCAACUAAAAUGAUAAUAUAAAAUGGGAACAAGGGAAUAAUAGAGUUUUAAAUUUAUCAAGUCACUUAGGUGAAAAAGAAGUUUUAAUUAUUGAUCAUGGUUAUGAUUAAAAAGCUGCUCCGAAAAUCUUGGACACUAUUGAUGAGGAAGAGGAAAAGCAAAGUGAUAUUUCUCAAGAUCACAUCCUGCCAGCCAAGCCAAAAUCUUUAUAGCAAAACUUAUAGCCACUUUCCACAUUAGUAAGAGACAUUAUUGAAGAACUUAAAGGGCUAAAUGCAGAAAAAGGUACUUGGAAGUAAAAACUGGAGAUAGUGGCAUAAUUAGUAGAUAAAUUCAAAGGCUAUUCGAAUUUUCCAACAGAGGGACUAGCCAUUUUGUCAGCUUAUCUAUAUUUUGUCAACUCUCAUCAAAUCAAAUGUAGUGAAAACGGUACUCAUUUCAGACCAAAUAAUCAUGCCAAUAUUGCCUAUUAACUUUACUAAACUCUUGAUAGAGAACUUACUACAGAGGAAAACACAUUCAUUCCUUCAUUUGCUGAUUAAUAUACCUAAACUGUACCAUUGACUAGGAUCAGAGAUAUUGCUCAUAGAGGAGAUAUUCCUCAAGAUUUGAAAAAUGACAUUAAGCACAGACUCUAGAAUAAACUCCACAGAUGCGCAGACCCAGGUGACUUAAAGACUUGCGAGGAACUCAUUCAAAGAGUUAGAAGUGGUAACUACAGUGGAGAAUUUAAGUAAUAGUUUGAAUUAUUCUAUGAGGAACUAAAGGAGUUUUUUAAUGCUAUGGGACUGAACUUUUUACUCGGAAAAAUCAUGAAUAUGCUACCCUAGGAGUCAAAUUUGAUCUAAGAAUUUUUGAAUAAGAAAGAUAGUGGUCAAAUAAAUGAGAACACAAUAUAAGUCCUGACAAAUUUGAGGAAGAAUUUGAUAAACAGAUUGAACGAGAUAUUAGGAGAUCAUAAUAAGAAAACUUUGUAUCAGUAUUUGUAACUUGCUGAUAUAGAACUAGAAUAAUUCUUAUUCGUCAAAUUAUCAGAGAUACUUGCUCCUGUUUAAUAGCUUAAUUCCUAUGAUGAAGUCAAGAGAAUACUAAGAAUCAGCAUUGUUGCUAUUGAUAAUAUGAUGCUUAGUGGGUUUUACUAGAAUGAACUUGGUAUAUUAUUGAAUGAGCUGAAUUAAUUUGGAGUGUUUGGAGAUAAGCUAGAAAAUGUAACCCUAAGAUUAAAAAGGCUGAAAUCUACUAUUGAGAGAGCUUUAAGACUUGGGAAAAAUUUUACCAGUAAAAUCAUUGAUACUUUCUAGGCUAAUGUUUUCGAUCUUGGCAAAUAGUUUAAUGUUGAAAAGCAUUCAAUAGAGGUAUAUGCAGAGAGUUUUGUGAGAUCUCAUCUUAUAUUCUAAUUUUCAAAAUCACUUGAACUAGUCAUCUAGUUCAUUCGAAAAUCAUUAAACUUACCACCUUAUAUCAUUAUAAGUCAGGUUCUACUUGAAACUGCUGAUGGAACAGAGGAAAUACCUAAUAAUGUGAUUGGCGUGCUAUUAAAGCAUGAUCUUCCUCAGUUAUCUCAUUUAGCUAUUAGGGCUAGAUAAUCUGGCUGUAUAUUCGUGUGCUGUGAGAAUGACGAUGCUUUCAAUAGAAUUCAUAGAUAAGUUUAAGGAGCUAAAUUUUGUAAAAUGUAGCUAGUGAAUGAGAGUGUCUAAAUUGAUUAAUUUUCUGGUAUUGUUGUGAAAUCAUCUUUAAAUGAGGACCAAAAGGAAAUUUUGAAAAUCGAAGCUAAAGAUUUGACAGCUUUAAAGUAAAAAUUCAGUGACUAGGACUUUGAUAUAGUCACUGAUUUUAUUGAAUCAAAUAAGGAUAGAUAAGUAUAGUUACUUGGUUCAAAGUCAGUAAAUUCACUUAGACUAAAAGAUAUCUCUCAGGAUUCUGAAAAGCACCAAUUUUUCACACCAGAGCAGAUCACUGUUCCAAUGACUGUUCCCUAAUUCUUAUUGAUGAGAGACUAGGCAUAAUAUGAUUUGUAUUAACAACUCAUAGACAAACUAGACGAGGCUCCUGUUUAUAUGGUACAACCAUUAAGAGAAAAGAUCAUAGAUUUCCUAAUUAAACUUUAUCAUUAAGUAGCAGUAAGAUCUAGCUCUACUCUUGAGGAUUUAUCUAAAAUGGCUGGAGCAGGAUUAUUUGAUUCAUACCUAAACAUUACACUUGGAAACAAAGUCUAAUUAUCACAGUCAAUUAUAGAUGUCUGGCUUAGUCUAUUCACUGAGAGAGCUAUAAUUUCUAGAAAUCAAUAUAAGAUUCCAAGUUCUCAAGCAUAAAUGUCUGUGCUAAUUUAACAAUAGAUUCAUUCAGAGUUUUCUUUUAUCAUUCAUACUCAAAAUCCAGUAAACAAGAAUCAAAAUGAGGUUUAUAUUGAAGUUGCAGUAGGGCUAGGUGAAACUUUAGCCAGUGCAAACUAAUCAGGUACUCCCUACAGAAUCUCAUACGAUAAAAAGACUGAAGUGGUUAAUGUAUUAAGUUUUGCAAAUUACCAAAAUGGAUUAUUCGCUAAUAAAUCUGAAAUUUCUGGAAUAGAGAGAGUUUUAGACUAUAGUAAAAUUGAAUAUUCUAGCGAUCCAACACAAUUGCUUUCACUUGGAAGAUUAUUGGGAAUGAUCGGAGAAAGAAUUGAGAGCGCAUAUAGUGGAUAAGCAUAAGAUAUAGAAGGUGCUAUAGUCUUUGAAAAUUCUGCACCUAAAAUUUACAUAGUUCAAACAAGGAACUAAGUUUGA